GCUCUAUCGCGAAUCGAAAACCCUUACCAUCGGCAAGGAGAAAAGACGGAGAGAGAGAAGGAGAUAGAAGAGUGGCUGCCGAUCACAGGUUCGAGAAACGCGAAAUGGUGGUACUCCGCCUUUCACAACGUCACUGCCAUGGUCGGCGCCGGCGUUCUCAGCCUCCCCUAUGCCAUGGCCCAACUCGGAUGGGGGCCCGGGGUGGUAGUUCUGGUAUUGUCAUGGAUAAUCACGUUGUACACAUUGUGGCAAAUGGUGGAGAUGCAUGAGAUGGUUCCGGGCAAGAGAUUUGACAGGUACCACGAACUUGGCCAACAUGCGUUCGGUGAAAGACUCGGGCUGUACAUCGUGGUUCCUCAGCAGCUAGUGGUGGAAGUGGGAGUAUGCAUCGUAUAUAUGGUCACCGGUGGCAAAUCCUUGGAGAAAUUCCACAACCUAGUCUGCCAGGGAUGCAAAAACAUCAAAUUAACUUAUUUCAUAAUGAUGUUUGCUUCCGUUCAUUUUGUUCUCUCACAUCUCCCCAAUCUCAACUCCAUCUCCGGCGUCUCCUUGGCCGCCGCCGUUAUGUCACUCAGCUACUCAACAAUCGCAUGGACGGCAUCAGCGGCGAAAGGAGUUAAAGGAAACGUGGAGUACGGUUACAAAUCAAAAACCACGGCGGGAACAGUGUUCAACUUCUUCAGUGCGAUGGGCGACGUGGCAUUUGCAUACGCAGGGCACAACGUGGUGCUUGAGAUUCAGGCGACGAUCCCGUCGACGCCGGAGAAGCCGUCAAAGGGGCCGAUGUGGAGAGGAGUGCUGGUGGCUUACGCAGUGGUGGCUCUGUGCUAUUUUCCGGUGGCUCUCGUCGGGUACUGGAUGUUCGGAAACACCGUCGAUGACAACAUCCUCAUCACUCUGGAGAAACCCGCCUGGCUCAUCGCUCUGGCCAACUUGUUCGUCGUCGUUCACGUCAUCGGCAGCUACCAGAUAUAUGCGAUGCCGGUGUUCGAUAUGAUGGAGUCACUCUUGGUUAGGAGGCUAUAUUUCAAUCCCUCAAGAACGCUGCGUUUCAUCACUCGCAAUCUAUACGUGGGGGUUACAAUGUUCAUCGCCAUAACAAUACCAUUCUUCGGCAGCCUUCUCGCGUUCUUCGGAGGGUUUGCCUUUGCCCCGACGACGUAUUUUCUCCCAUGCAUAAUGUGGCUGUUGAUGCGUAGACCGGCGAGGUUGUCCUUGUCGUGGUGGUGCAAUUGGAUGUGCAUAACGCUGGGGGUGGUGUUGAUGUUUGUAUCUGCCAUUGGAGGGUUGCGUUCCAUUAUUCUCAAAGCCAAAGACUAUCACUUCUACUCUUAAUCAAGAGAUCUCUCUUGUGUAACCCUUAUUUUCUGCUUGUGAUUCCACA
Molecule: messenger RNA, 1384 nt
Organism: Tarenaya hassleriana
Lineage: Eukaryota; Viridiplantae; Streptophyta; Magnoliopsida; Brassicales; Cleomaceae
Product: lysine histidine transporter 1-like
Exons: 8
Coding region: 139-1335 (398 amino acids)
Cellular component (GO): plasma membrane
Source: RefSeq, a predicted model, not a curated record